Anguilla rostrata (American eel) is the source of this 6250-nucleotide messenger RNA. RefSeq lists its product as uncharacterized. Gene Ontology annotation, biological process: immune response. The transcript has 18 exons. Gene Ontology annotation, cellular component: external side of plasma membrane. Bases 364 to 4134 code for a protein of 1256 amino acids. Lineage: Eukaryota; Metazoa; Chordata; Actinopteri; Anguilliformes; Anguillidae. The record is from RefSeq and is a predicted model, not a curated record.
GUGUAAACAUGUCUGUAUACCGACUUAAUAAUGAAACAUUUUAAUCCACGUCAUGCCAAUAAAGCUUUUGAAUUUGAAUUUGAGAAGAAGAAGAGGAAGAAGAACUUGCGGGUGGCCUCCUGGUGACGUCAUGGGCAAACCCUCUCGUUUCAGUUCUUCUUUUCUCUGCCAUGCUCUUUCAACGCCAUCCUCGAUUUUUCCUCUAAGUUCCACCCUUCUCUGGCCGUUAUGCGAAUAUGUGACUCCGUUUUUUAUCUAGCGUCUUCGGAUCGGACGGGAAAAUACGUUUCGGAUUUUUACGGAAACACUCAAGUGCACACUGUACUAUUUCCUUGGUUUAUCGAUUGAGAAAUUGGUGCGAAGAUGAUUUUCCUAACGCUGUUCUGUAUUUUUGCCACUGUUAAUAGCGAGAUUCACGAUCUUCAUUACAUUUACACCGCCCUUUCGAAGCCCAUCAGUCAACCAGGAGUCUUUAAGUUCACCGCUAUGGGAAUUCUGAACGACAGGCCGAUUGACUUCUACAACAGCGAAGACAAGGUCAAGAAGCCGUUGCAAACAUGGAUGAAAGAACAUAACGAGAAAGACUACUGGGAGAAAGGCACACAGUCCCGCAGGAGCAAGGAACAGUGGUUUGAUGUCAACAUCAAAAUCCUGAUGGAACGCAUGCACCAGAACAAAUCAGAUCCAGAUGUCCAUAUUCUACAGUGGAUGCAUGGCUGCCAGGUGGAAAAGACAACUGAUGGCAAGCUGAAGUUUCAUAAUGGUUUUGACCAGUACGGCUAUGAUGGCGAGGACUUCCUGGCCUUCGACAGUAAGAACAUGGCGUGGGUGGCCCCUGUCCCCGCAGCUGAAUCCACCAAGAAGAAAUGGGACAACGUGCCUAUCCUCAGCCAGUACACCAAGGGUUACCUACAGACGGACUGUGUGCACUGGCUGGAGAAAUUUCUGAAGUACCAAGACCUAGAGCUCCAAAAAUUCUCUCCUCCUGAGGUACAUCUUUUUUCAAAGAAGUCCACCAGCCCUGACUACCGCACCCUGGUGUGUUUGGCCACCGGAUUCUACCCCAAAGAUGUGGCGGUAAACAUCCUGAAGGACGGUGUGCCAUUGACCGAAUUGGACAGGGUCGCCUCUUCGGGGGUGAGACCCAAUGGAGAGCGUAAGGAGACGUACCAGCUGAGGAAGUGGCUGGAGAUCAAGGCAUCAGACACCUCAAAGUACAGUUGCAGAAUCCACCACCGAACCCUGCCGAGUCCGAUCGAAGAAUCCUGGGAGAUUCACGAUCUUCAUUACAUUUACACCGCCCUUUCGAAGCCCAUCAGUCAACCAGGAGUCUAUCAGUUCACUGCUAUGGGAAUUAUGAACGACAGGCCGAUUGACUUCUACAACAGCGAAGACAAGGUCAAGAAGCCGUUGCAAACAUGGAUGGAAGAACAUAACGAUAAAGACUACUGGGAGAAAGGCACACAGUCCCGCAGGAGCAAGGAACAGUGGUUUGAUGUCAACAUCAAAAUCCUGAUGGAACGCAUGCACCAGAACAAAUCAGAUGUCCAUAUUCUACAGUGGAUGCAUGGCUGCCAGGUGGAAAAGACAACUGAUGGCAAGCUGCAGUUUCAUAAGGGUUUUAACCAGUACGGCUAUGAUGGCGAGGACUUCCUGUCCUUCGACAGUGAGAACAUGGCGUGGGUGGCCCAUGUCCCUGCAGCUGAAUCCACCAAGCAGAAAUGGAACAACGUGCCUAUCCUCAGCCAGUACACCAAGGGUUACCUGGAGACGGACUGUGUGCACUGGCUGGAGAAAUUUCUGAAGUACCAAGAGCUAGAUUUCCAAACUUCCUCUCCUCCUAAGGUGCAUCUUUUUUCAAAGAAGUCCACCAGCCCUGACUACCGUACCCUGGUGUGUUUGGCCACCGGAUUCUACCCCAAAGAUGUGUCGGUAGACAUCCUGAAGGACGGUGUGCCAUUGGCCGAAUCGGACGGGGUCGCCUCUUCGGGGGUGAGACCCAAUGGAGACCGUAAGGAGACGUACCAGCUGAGGAAGUCGCUGGAGAUCAAGGCAUCAGACACCUCAAAGUACAGUUGCAGAAUCCACCACCGAACCCUGCCCAGUCCGAUCGAAGAAUCCUGGGAGAUUCACGAUCUUCAUUACAUUUACACCGCCCUUUCGAAGCCCAUCAGUCAACCAGGAAUCUAUCAGUUCACUGCUAUGGGAAUUAUGAACGACAGGCCGAUUGACUUCUACAACAGCGAAGACAAGGUCAAGAAGCCGUUGCAAACAUGGAUGGAAGAACAUAACGAGAAAGACUACUGGGUGAAAGGCACACAGUCCCGCAGGAGCAAGGAACAGUGGUUUGAUGUCAACAUCAAAAUCCUGAUGGAACGCAUGCACCAGAACAAAUCAGAUGUCCAUAUUCUACAGUGGAUGCAUGGCUGCCAGGUGGAAAAGACAACUGAUGGCAAGCUGAAGUUUCUUAAGGGUUUUAACCAGUACGGCUAUGAUGGCGAGGACUUCCUGUCCUUCGACAGUAAGAACAUGACGUGGGUGGCCCAUGUCCCCGCAGCUAAAUCCACCAAGAAGAAAUGGGAUGAUGAGCCUAUCCUCAGCCAGCACAUCAAGGAAUACCUGGAGACGGACUGUGUGCACUGGCUGGAGAAAUUACUGAAGUACCAAGAGCUAGAUUUCAAAACUUUCUCUCCUCCUGAGGUACAUCUUUUUUCAAAGAAGUCCACCAGCCCUGACAACUGCACCCUGGUGUGUUUGGCCACCGGAUUCUACCCCAAAGAUGUGACGGUAGACAUCCUGAAGGACGGUGUGCCAUUGGCCGAAUCGGACGGGGUCGCCUCUUCGGGCGUGAGACCCAAUGGAGAGCAUAAGGAGACGUACCAGCUGAGGAAGUGGCUGGAGAUCAAGGCAUCAGACACCUCACAGUACAGUUGCAGAAUCCACCACCGAACCCUGAAGAUUCCGAUCGAAGAAUUCUGGGAAGUAAACCCGGAGACAAAAAGAUCAAAGGACUCUGUGGAAUCAGGGGAUUCUGGGAAGGGGUCCGCUACCUCUGAUGGAUCCAAAGAAGUGGCCAAGCCCUUGAUAGUCAAUGAGAUUCACAAUCUUCAUUACAUUUACACCGCCCUUUCGAAGCCCAUCAGUCAACCAGGAGUCUAUCAGUUCACUGCUAUGGGAAUUCUGAACGACAGGCCGAUUGACAUCUACAACAGCGAAGACAGGGUCAAGAAGCCGUUGGAAAAAUGGAUGGAAGAACAUAACGAGAAAGACUACUGGGAGAAAGGCACACAGACCCGCCGGACCAAGGAACAGUGGUUUGAUGUCAACAUCAAAAUCCUGAUGGAACGCAUGCACCAGAACAAAUCAGACCCAGAUGUCCAUAUUCUACAGUGGAUGCAUGGCUGCCAGGUGGAAAAGACAACUGAUGGCAAGCUGAAGUUUCAUAAUGGUUUUGACCAGUACGGCUAUGAUGGCGAGGACUUCCUGUCCUUCGACAGUGAGAACAUGGCGUGGGUGGCCCAUGUCCCUGCAGCUGAAUCCACCAAGCAGAAAUUGGACAACGUCUUCAGCCAGGACACCAAGGAAUACCUGGAGACGGUCUGUGUGCACUUGCUGGAGGAAUUAGUGAAGCUCCAAACUUUCUCUCCUCCUGAGGUACAUCUUUUUUCAAAUAAGUCCACCAGCCCUGACUACCGCACCUUGGUGUGUUUGGCCACCGGAUUCUACCCCAAAGAUGUGACGGUAGACAUCCUGAAGGACGGUGUGCCAUUGGCCGAAUCGGACGGGGUCGCCUCUUCGGGGGUGAGACCCAAUGGAGACCUUAAGGCGACGUACCAGCUGAGGAAGUGGCUGGAGAUCCAGGCAUCAGACACCUCAAAGUACAGUUGCAGAAUCCACCACCGAACCCUGCGGGGUCUGAUCGAAAAAUCCUGGGAUGGAAAGUGCCGUAACUGCGACUGUGCCACAGGCGCCAUUGUUGGUGUCGUUGUUGUUUUGCUCAUCGUCUUGGUGGCGGUGCUUGUGGGCCUGUGCGUUUGGCACAAGAAAAUGAAAGAUAAAAAAGGUGGGACUUCUGCACACACUCAUAUUUUUAACAUUGCGUUUUUAUAUAUUCUCAUAUUCUUUUAUAUUUAAUCAUAUUUUCAGUAACAUUUUUGAAAGAUAAGAGUUACAAGGUGAAUACCUUUAACUACCAGACAUGUUGGCGAUCAUUUUCAAUCAGUUCUGUGUCCACAAGAUGUCUAAGACAGCCCUGAGAGCAAAUUCUACAUGAUUUAUAAAAAAUGGUUAAGAGGCAACAAACAAUAGCAGAGUAUCUGGAACCUUCCUGAGUUAUGCCACUCUCUUUUUAGCUGCCCGAGCUCCUGUGAACCAUCCUCUGGCUGGUGAGUCAUUUUUACUGUACUGCAGAUGUUAAGCACUAGUUGGAACCCCUCCUCUGUCUGGAAGUUACAGAAAUAUUAAGUCAUUAUCAAGGGAUAUUUAGACGAUGUGGUUUAGCCCUAAACAGGAUUGCCGCUUUUGUGUUUCUCACAGGAAAUGGCCUAGCUUGUGGAUCUACGAUACUCAGUUCUGUUAAAUGUGUCCACUGACAGAAUUUACAUAUGCACACAGACAUUUUUGGGAAGGUAUUGAAGGAUUUAGAAUAAGCUAUUGAACACUGCCAUUUAAUGUAUUUCACUGCUUUUCAGGAGUAAAAAUGGAGACAAAAGGAUCAACGGACUCUGUGGCAUCAGGGGAUUCUGGUAAUGUUCACUGCCUUUUGAGUAUGAAAAUGCAUGAAGAAAUGAUUUUAUCAGAUUUAAUGUGUGUGCAGGAAAUGAGUCUGAUUAAGCACCUUUCCUGUUUUUCUAGGGAAGGCGUCCUCUGGUGGACCCGAAGAAGAAGUGAACGAGUCCUUGAUGGCCGAUGGAGCCACAGCUUGAAGCCGCUGAAGUAGUGUGACGGGUUUGGUCUGGUGGCAUGAAACAGCUCUUAACCCAAACCUCUGACCAUGACCUUUCCAUGCAAACCUGUUUUGAUCAGCAUUUUUUACCAUUUAAAUGAUUCUUUCUGAUAGCUGUAAGCUGUAUGCAUCAUCCGGAAGCCACUCACCAAUAAUUCAGGAAGUUUUAACCUAAAAUUCAGAGUAAAAUGAAAUGGUGCAAUUGUACAGUGAGGUAGGUGCCAGUUAGACACCUAACCAGGUAGAAGAUCGACCUGACCACAUAUACAGCAUGAAAUAACAGCAAGUUGUACGGCUAUUUUACAGCUAUAGCAGUGUGUUUUUAUAUUUCUUUUAAUGAUAUCAACUGACUGACUGACAGUCUAAGCAGUAAAUACUGCAUUACAUUAAGCUUAGAAUCUUCUCUUAAGCGUCAAGUUGCUUAGUACACAAUGGGCCUCAUUCACAAAACUUUUCUUGAAUUAUCUUUACUUUUGUUCUUUAAAAUGUUCCUAUAUGGGAUUCAUGACACAUUUGAUAAUGAAUGCUGACUGUUUGUAAAUUUUAUGUGCAGCCCAGUUCAUGUGCUUAGCAUAAGGAAACAGCCAUGAACAAACACAGAUAAGAAAAGAAUUAUGAUCAAUUGUGAUCGUACACGUUUUGUGAAUGAGGUCCAAUGUGUCCUUGGAAGUGUGAGGAGAGAGAAUAGAAAGAAAUAUUUUAAUGUUUGGAGUUCAAGGUACUUAAAUUUUUGUGUUCUUAGCAGCCUUUUCAUUAUUUUAUCACAAGUAGUUACUAGUUUCCUGGCAAUUAGCAAAAUAAGUUGUGAAUGAUUUAAUUAUGAAAUUUUGCUCAAUGAACUUGUAUUUAGGUAAGGAUUUAAAUAGAAAUUGAUUGCAAUCUUGUUUCAGCCAUGUGGACUACAAACAGGUGUGUAAAUCUAAGUGAUUAAGUAACUAUGCUCAGAAAAUAUGCAUUAAAAGUAAUAAUGUUUUCUUUUUUUAAUUUGUUCCAGAAAUUAAGUACUAAAUUAAUACCUGACCUGAAGAUAGCGUAAUUGGCUCUUAUUGGUAGUUCCUCACCUGUUAGCUUGUAUACUGGUGGAAUGGAGUUUGGUCUUAGAAAGCCAUCAGAACAUGGCACCAUUUCACUCAGGGAGGAAAUAAGUUAACACCUGUGAAUCUCGUAGUCUUAUCUUAAGUAAAAUCAUUUGAGUGCAGUUCUUUUCUGAAUAUGCUCAUUAUAUUGUGCUUUUUUUUUUUCUUAUGAAUUUUGGCACAUUGCUUGUUGCAUUUAAUACUGAAGACUUUUGUCAAAUGUGGUAUU